AUGUCUUCCUACGGACAGAUGCUUAGCUCCCGCUGUGCUGCACCAUGUGAAGUGACGUGCCCACAGCCGUUUGUCAACUGUUGGAAUGAACCAUGUGUCAGUUCAUGUGGAGAUUCAAGAGCAAUCGUGUACGCACCACCUGUUGUCGUGACUUUCCCAGGACCCAUCAUCAGCUCGUGCCCUCAAGAAAGCUUUGUGGGAACUGCCAUGCCUGAAAUUGAGGGUCAGAUGGGCUAUGGGAGUGGGGGAAUGGGCUCCGGAGGUGGAGGAAUGGGCUCCGGAGGUGGAGGAAUGAGCUCCGGAGGUGGAGGAAUGAGCUCUGGUGGGGGCUCAUAUGGUGGGGAGGGCUCGUGUGGUGGUGGAAUCUCUCGUUUGGGAAGCUGUUACCGAAACUCAUUUUUUUCAACAUUUGGUAGAAAUUACUUCCCCUUUUUUUCCAGAGGAUAUUAUAGGUAUGGCUAUGGAAACUAUGGGUCACUUUAA
Molecule: messenger RNA, 483 nt
Organism: Phalacrocorax carbo (great cormorant)
Lineage: Eukaryota; Metazoa; Chordata; Aves; Suliformes; Phalacrocoracidae
Source: RefSeq, a predicted model, not a curated record